Molecule: messenger RNA, 1872 nt
Organism: Clonostachys rhizophaga
Lineage: Eukaryota; Fungi; Ascomycota; Sordariomycetes; Hypocreales; Bionectriaceae
Source: the annotation of a GenBank genome assembly
AUGAAACGCGCUCGUUUCCUUGACUCCGAGGAUCCACAAGGGUCGGAUGAGAGCCGCCAACACCAGCCCAAGAUCUCACGAAGGAUACGUGCCUGCCAACGGUGUCAGAGCCGCAAGGUCAAGUGCGACAUUGAGCCUUCUCAGUCUAAAUGUGUAAGAUGCCUGCGUAUCGGGGCGGAAUGUAUAUUCAACAAAAAUCUUCAAGCAGUGUUGGAAGACAGGAGUGACUGGCGAGAGGGAGUCGAGUCCCAGCUUCAGCUGCUACAGACAUCUCUAGCAGAUGUCCAAAGCCAACUAGCUUCACUGCGGGCAUCGCAAGGCCUGGAGUUACCGGUGGCUCGCAGCACGCCUAAUACAAGCCCCAACCAGAGCCUUCCUACUCCCAAUGUUACCGCAAUGACCCGGGAGAACUCGCCCGACAACAUGAAUGAUGGCGAAAGCGAUGCCGAGGCCAGAGAUGAUCAGGUGAUUGUCGGCGCCCCCAUGGCUAGUCUCUUCAAAGUCACUAGGCUGAGAAACAUACGAAGUGAUCCCGGCUCUCACCGGCAUGGGCCAGUGACAUCCGACCGGGGCCAGCCCAUGGAUUUUAUCGACGAGGACCGAGCUUGUCUAGCUGAUGCCGAGAAGCUUUUCACAACAUUCAAGGGGACACUCAACGCAUAUUUGUGGGGAGGAGUAGUAUUAGCCCAUGAUACUCUGGCCUCUGCCCGCCAGUCGUCGCCACUAUUAGUGGCGGCGAUCCUCGCCGUGACCGCCCUUCACACGCAAGACGAGGGUCAGAGUUUUGACCGUUACUACCCGAUACUAUUGGAGAUUGCUGGGCAAAGCCUUUUUCAAAGAUACCACAACCUCGAUGACAUCAGAGGCUUGUGCAUUGGUGCCUUUUGGCUUUCCGAUGUCAGUUGGAAAUUAUCAGGUCUUGCUGUGCGCAUUGCCACUGAGCUGAAUAUCCAUCAGUCGUGCGCAAAGGCACUGAGAGGCGAUGCAACCCACUUUGAGAAGGCGAGGCUCUGGUACGUCUUGUAUGUGUGUGAUCAUCACUUCAGCAUCGCCUACGGGCGACCUCCCGUGAUCAACGAAGACAUGACCAUCACAAAUCAUCAAGCGUUUCUAGACCUGCCAGGGGCUACCAAAUCCGACAUUCGACUUCACAGCCAGGUGGGAAUAUUUAUGAUCCUUAGCCGUGUCGACUGUAGCUUUGGCCCUGAUAGAUCCAGACUUGUGGCGAACGACGAGUUUGAGUCUAUCCGGCGCUACGGUGCGGACAUCGACCAGUGGAGGCGAAAAUGGGAACAAAGGCUAGACCCCAACCCAGACAUUGGAGAUUAUCCAGCUAAAGGAGUCACACUCCAUUAUCACUUCGCUCGGCUGCAACUAUUCGGUAGUGCUUCCUCAGCCUUGCACCUGAUCUUGGAGGACCCAGACAUCCGCAAAGCCGUAGUUGGUGUUCCACUAUACUUGCUAACUACCAUCUCCCAUGCGUCCAUCUUCUUAAUGAAGGUCCAUUCCAAGUGGAGAUCGGCCAAUUUCCAGGUUGGCUUCCAUGAAAUUGUGCAUCUUAUCGAGGCAACAGUGGUGCUGCUCGAUGACACCAGGGGUUGCUCCAGGCAUGUCAACCAGUAUAUUGCCAAUGGGCUCCGCAGCAUGCUGGAGAAGUUCCGGAGAUGGGAGACAUCGAACGAGCUACAGAUGCAUGCUCCAGCCAACGACAGCAAUAUGCUUCUGGGUUGGAAUGAAUCCCGGCAAGGAUGGGGUACAGAGACGGAUUGGGGAUUCAGCGGCGCCGGGCUAUCAGACCAGUUCGGGUUUGGCUCUGACUACUACCACAUGGAUCUCUUGGGAAUUCUUGGAUCCCAAAUGCCCGAGUCAUGA